This is a messenger RNA of Durio zibethinus, 1577 nucleotides long. The record is from RefSeq and is a predicted model, not a curated record. Lineage: Eukaryota; Viridiplantae; Streptophyta; Magnoliopsida; Malvales; Malvaceae.
AAGUCAUAAACAGAUCAAUCAAAAAAAAAAAGAAAAAAAAACUAAAUUAAAGAAAAUUGCAGAUCAGAGUCAGAGGAGAAACCCUAAUCGCCGACGAGAAACCUAAAUGGGAAAGAAGAAGAAAAGAGUAUCGUCCAAGGUUUGGUGCUACUAUUGCGACAGAGAAUUCGACGACGAGAAGAUCCUCGUUCAGCACCAGAAGGCCAAGCACUUCAAGUGCCACGUCUGUCACAAGAAGCUCUCCACUGCCGGUGGUAUGGCUAUCCAUGUGCUUCAGGUUCAUAAGGAGUCCGUGACCAAGGUUCCCAACGCAAAACCUGGCAGAGAAUCUACUGACAUUGAAAUAUAUGGAAUGCAAGGAAUCCCACCUGAUGUAUUAACCACUCAUUAUGGAGAAGAAGAAGAAGAUGCUCCAUCAAAAGCAACCAAAUUGGAUAUUCCAUCAGCUCAGCUCAUGGGAGGUUUGGUGCCUGGGCCAGUUGGUGUUGGAUAUCCUCCUCAAUCAACUUUAGGAACAGUGCAGCCAGUUUAUAAUGCUGCAGUGCCUGUACCUCCUACUGGUUGGGCAGUGCCUCCUCGUCCACAGCCUUGGUUCCCACGGCAUCCUUCAGUUUCAGUUCCUCCGUCUGCGCCUACGGGAUAUGUGCAGCAGCCAUUAUUUCCAGUGCAAAGUGUGAGGCCUUCAACAUCACCUGCACUCCAACCUUCACAAAUUGCUCCACCUGGAUUGCCUACAUCAACACCUACUCUUCCUGUAUCCCAACCCUUGUUCCCUGUUGUCAAUAACAAUAUACCUACUCAGAGCUCACCAUUUUCUACUACUUUGCCAACAAGUGUUCUACCAAGCACUUCUGCCGAAGUAAAAGGCUCAAUUGAAGUGCAUUCAAGUGUUAAUACUUCUGCGACAGGCAGCUAUCAAGCUGCUAAUAUUCCAGUUGGAGCUGGAGUCAGUUCUCAUUCAUAUGCCUCUGGUCCAAAUACUGGUGGUCCAUCAAUUGGACCACCCCCUGUCAUUGCAAAUAAAGUUCCUGCUAUACAGCAAGCUGUAAACGAGGUUUAUUUAGUUUGGGAUGAUGAGGCAAUGUCCAUGGAAGAGAGAAGAAUGUCCUUAGCCAAGUAUCAGGUUCAUGAUGAAACUAGCCAGUGUGGGGUUUGGGUGGAACAAGAUGAUACCCAACAGAUUUUUCCUCAAUCGUAGCUUCAUUACAAUUUAUUUUAUUGAUCGUGAAUUCAGACUUUUCCAGAUGAGCUCUAUUGAUGCAGCAAUAGACAGAAGGAUACUGGAGAGCAGGCUUGCUGGUCGAAUGGCAUUUUAGUUCAACUAGAGGAGAGGACUGCAUCCUGAGAAUUUCUUGGAUGCAUGAUCAAAUGAUCUUGGCAUGACUUACACGAGGACCUUGGAUUUGAUACCAUCCAAAUUUCUGAAUCAAUUUUGGGGGUCCGGCAACCAAGUCAGAUGUAAUUGUGUUGUAUUAUUUGCAAAGCGAGGUAGUAGAUGGUAGAUAGUCAUUUGUUUUCUCUGACAUUUUUCCUGAGCUGCUCUAAACCUGCUAGAAUAUAACAACUGAGUUAUUUAA